Molecule: messenger RNA, 537 nt
Organism: Daktulosphaira vitifoliae (grape phylloxera)
Lineage: Eukaryota; Metazoa; Arthropoda; Insecta; Hemiptera; Phylloxeridae
Exons: 1
Source: RefSeq, a predicted model, not a curated record
UGUCAGUAUGAUAAAACGAUACUGAUGACUGAUGAAAAAUUCGGAUAUCGAGUCGUCAGUAUUUGGUUACUGAUGAUUAUAUUGAUAGUGUGAGGUCGAUAUUGACAUUUCGUCAGUAUUGACAUCGCAGCAAUGGAUGACACACGUGAUGAAUUUCCAAACGCGCGCGAAUGCCGUGAACAACAAUUACGUGAUUUUGUUUCCAAGUAUAAAGAUUUAAAAUGUUUAUGGGAUAUUCGUUGCAAAGACUAUAGUAAUAGAGACAAAAAAAAAGAUGCUUAUAGUGAAUUAUUAGUUGUUUAUAAGUUAAUUAAGCCUGAUGCUUCUAUAGAUGAUGUAAAAAAGAAAAUUAAUACUUUACGAAGUAAUUUCCGUAAAGAAUUAAAAAAAAUUCAUGAAUCUAAAAGAAGUGGCGCUGGAGCUGACGACAUUUAUCAACCUUCGAGUUGGUUAUUUGAAGAACUGGCGUUUUUGGCCGAUUUGGAAAAACCAGUAGAUAGUACUUCAUCGAUAAACGAUGACACAAAUAAUGACAAG